AGAAUACUCGCAAGAACACAAAGCGAGAGACUGAAGGAUAUGAUCAGUGGAGAUUCCAAUACCAUCCCCUCCCUCAUCAUCUGCUGUCUCCAAGCUGUCCCAACUCCCCUUCCCCUCUAAAAACUUCCCCACCACAUCACUGUGAGAGCGAGGACGAGGAGAGAGGAGGAGCGCAUCGUGGCAACAGGCAGCAAGAGUGAUUGUUUCGAGGAGCGUGGAGUGGAGCCAUGGGGAAGAAGGGCAAGUGGUUCGGCGCGGUCAAGAAGGUGUUCAGUCCUGAAUCCAAGGAGAAGAAGGAGGAGAGACAGAGGAGGAAAUCCGCAGCUAGUAACCCAACUCCACUAGAUCUGACCCCAUCUACCUCCUUGGAAGUCAAUGUUUCGGUGCCACCCCCUCCGGCUCCUCCAGUUCUUCACCAGACUGAGGAGAUUAGGGUCCCUGAAGCUGAGCAGGAGCAGCGCAAGGACGUCACCGUAGAGGAGGCUCCUGCUGCCCCUGCACAGGCGUUGGUGCAGCCACCUGGUGUGCCAAGUGAAGAGCUUGCUGCAAUCAAGAUUCAGACCGCCUUCCGAGGUUACCUGGCAAGGAGGGCAUUGAGAGCGUUGCGGGGACUUGUUCGAUUGAAGUCCCUGGUUGAGGGUGAUUCAGUUAAGCGUCAAUCUGCAAGCACUCUGCGCUGUAUGCAGACUCUAUCACGGGUGCAGUCACAAAUACGUUCUAGGAGAGCAAAGAUGUCUGAGGAGAACCAGGCCCUCCAGCGCCAGCUCCUACUCAAACAGGAAUUGGAGAACUUCAGGAUGGGUGAGAACUGGGAUGACAGCACUCAAUCCAAGGAGCAAAUCGAGGCGAGCCUAAUAAGCAGGCAAGAGGCAGCAAUAAGAAGAGAAAGAGCGCUUGCAUAUGCAUUUUCACAUCAGUGGAAGAGCACUUCAAGAUCUGUCAACGCAAUGUUUGUAGACCCAAACAACUUGCAGUGGGGCUGGAGCUGGUUGGAGCGCUGGAUGGCAGCAAAACCUUGGGAGGGCCGCAAUGGGGCUGAUAAGGAGAGCAACAUUGACCGUGGAUCUGUUAAGAGCAUGAGCUUGAACCUUGGAGAGGGUGAGAUCACAAAAGCUUUCAACCGCCGGGACUUAAAGCCAGAAAAGCCGUCACCACCAACUCCAAAACUGACCCGUCCAGCCUCCAGGCAAUCCCCUUCAACGCCCUCCGCUAAAGUGGCACCAUUACCUGCAAGGAGGAAAUCUGCCACGCCAAAGAAUGGACUUUCACAGGUGGACGACGAUGCAAGAAGUGUGUUCAGUGUGCAGUCUGAGCGACCAAGGAGACACAGCAUUGCCACCUCGACUGUGCGGGAUGAUGAGAGCCUCGCAAGCUCUCCGUCACUUCCAAGCUACAUGGUUCCCACAGAAUCUGCAAGGGCGAAGUCACGCCUCCAAGGAUCAGCAUUGACUAAUGGCGCAGAGACACCGGAGAAAGGAGGCUCUGCUGGACCGGUCAAGAAGAGGUUGUCCUUUCAAGGUGGAACAGCAGCUGCCUCACCAAUGCGGCGACAUUCUGGUCCUCCCAAGGUGGAGAGUGCAGUGAAGGACAUUGUUGCCCCACCACAGCCAGAGGCCUUGGUGAUCAAUGGUGGAAGCAAGUGAGUCAUAUGACAAGUGCCAGGAGGGGGGGAGUGGAUUAUGAAGAUAUAUUUUAUCCAUGAAGAAAGGUUACGUGAUAUCAGUUCUACGAAUGAUUUGAAUUGUUUUCCAGUUACGACCACAUUGUUUGCUCUAUAAGAUUCACAGUACCUGCCAGUUGAUUCCAUUUGUUGUUUCUGUAAAACAAAUAUCGAUUCAUCACUAGAAUCCAUGAUGUUUGUAUGUAAACAGGUCUUCUAUUUAUGUGAGCCAUAUAUUUCUUCUGAAAA
Setaria italica (foxtail millet) is the source of this 1909-nucleotide messenger RNA. RefSeq names its product protein IQ-DOMAIN 1. The transcript has 6 exons. The record is from RefSeq and is a predicted model, not a curated record. NCBI's taxonomy places the organism in Eukaryota, Viridiplantae, Streptophyta, Magnoliopsida, Poales, Poaceae. Gene Ontology annotation, molecular function: protein binding. Bases 228 to 1643 code for a protein of 471 amino acids.